CUCCGAAUGUGUGUGUGUGUCUCUGUCAGUGUGUGAGAGCAGGAAAAUGGCAGAGGCUCGUAUUUCAGUAGAUCACUUUUCAGUGGAUCAGUUCAGCUGUUCAGUGUGUCUGGAUCUCCUGAAGGAUCCAGUAACUACUCGCUGUGGUCACAGUUUCUGUAUGGUGUGUAUUAAUGACUGCUGGGAUCAGGAGGAUGAGAAGGGCGUCUACAGCUGUCCUCAGUGCAGAGACACUUUCACUCUGAGGCCAGUUUUAUGCAGAAACAAUAUGCUGGUUGACGUGGUGGAGAAACUGAAGAAGACUGAAGUCCAAGGUGCUUCUCCUGCUCACUGUUACACUGGACCUAGAGAUGUGAGUGCUGUGAUUGAUGUGGAGUGUGAUUACUGCACCGGGAGAAAAUACAAAGCCAUCAAAUCCUGUCUGAUUUGUCUUACCUCCUUUUGUGAAACUCAUCUUAAACCUCAUCUUGAACUUCCUGGUUUAAAAAAUCACACCUUAAUUGAAGCCUCUUCAAGACUCCUAGAGAAGAUUUGCUCUCAACAUGAUGAAGUUCUCAGGAUCUACUGUCGUACUGACCAAAUGUGUAUUUGUUCUUUGUGCAUGUUGGAUAAUCACAAAGGGCAUGAUGCUGUAUUACUAUCAGCAGAGAGAACUGAGAAACAGAGUGAGCUGAAGGAUGAGAAGAUGAAAUCCCAGCAGAGAAUCCAGGAGAAGCAGAAGAAGGUGCAGGAGCUGAAACAGGCUGUGGACAAGAUUAAGUCUCGUGCUCAGACAGCAGUUGAGGACAGUGAGGGGAUCUUCAGUGAGAUGAUUAGCUCCAUGGAGAAAAAGCGCUCUGAAGUGAUAGAGCUGAUCAGAGCUCAGGAGAAGGCUGAACUGAAUCGAGCUGAACAACUCCUGAAGCAACUGGAGCUGGAGAUCACUGAUCUUAAGAGGAGAGUCACUGAGCUGGAGCAGCUUUUACACACACACGAUCGCAUGCAUUUCUUCCAGGGUUUCCGGUCUCUCUGUGUCUCUUCUGAUCAUGAGGAUUCACCCAGCAUCACUGUCCAUCAACAUCUCUUAUUUGAUAGAAUGAGGAAUUCUCUCUCAGAUCUGAAAAAGCGAUUCAAGGAUUUCUGCGAGGAGGAAUUCAACAAAAUCCCUCCACAUGCUGCAGCAGUUCAGAAGAUUUCAGUCUCAGAGCCAAAGAGCAAAGAAGAUUUUCUGAAAUAUUUCUGUUAUAUGACUCUGGAUCCAAACACAGCACAUAAUCAUCUCCAACUGUCUAAGAAGAACAGAGUGGUGACAUGGAGUUUGGAAAAGUCGUCCUCUGACCAUCCAGAUAUAUUUGACUCCUGUUAUCAGGUGUUGUGUAAGGAGAGAGUGUGUGGACGCUGUUACUGGGAGGUGGAGUGGAGUGGUGUUGGAGUUGUGUACAUAUCAGUCUCAUAUAAAGAGAUCAGGAGGAAAGGAGAGGGUAAAGAGUGUGUGUUUGGACAAAACAGUCAGUCCUGGAGUCUGUACUGUUCUCCUCUCUCUCUCUCUUUCUAUCACAACGACAUGGAAACUGAGCUCAAAGUUCCAUCAUCCUCCAGAAUAGGAGUGUAUGUGGAUCACAGUGCAGGAAGUCUGUCCUUCUACAGUGUCUCUGACAAGAUGAGGCUCAUCCACAGUGUCCAAACCACAUUCACUCAGCCUCUAUACGCUGGGUUUAGGGUUGCAGUACGUACAACUGUGAGGUUGUGUGACCCAAAAUAACAGUAGGUAUAAAAUCACUGCUCUUCUUCUCAUUGCUCCUCAAAUGUGAUGAAACUUUAACAUUUAAACAGUAAAUAUUAAAACACUGGGUUUUAACUUGGUUCAUCAGCUUCACUGUUAUACACAAUAAAACAAUAAAAAAGGUGAACACUUUCUUUACCUCUGCUGUGUGUAAAUUAAAGUGUAAUAUAAAGAAUAAAGUGAAUAAUGAAGCAAAUCAGAAUUAUUAGCACAAUUAUUAAGGAUGCUAUGGUCUACAAUACUGAAUACGAAGGAUUAAUUUCCAUUUCUGGCAAUUGUUGCUUUAUUCUUCUGACAUCUGCUGGUCAAACAGCGCUACUGCACACUAUUUUAUGCAUACUAAAUAUUAUAUUUGAAAUACUUUAGUUUCAGGUGUAGGUAGUGUAGGUAAUGUGGAGGUAAAGUGUAGUUAUAUUGGGCUGGGUUGAUCACGUAUUAUUUUUAAUAAGUGCAGUGGAUUAUCUGAAACAUGCAUAUGGAUUGUUGUGCAGGACAUUUUUACUUAUGGUGGGAAAGUGUAUAGUUUAUGUAGUUAUCUUUAUGCUGAUUACUUUGGUUAUAAAUAAUGUAUGUUUAAUUAAGGCUUGGAAAUUACACCUCCAUUGAAAAGUUUCAAACUGUCCUCCAAAUAAACACAAAAUCUUUGUGGAACUUAUAAACUGUGUGCUCUCUGAUUCUCAUGGGACAAUAACUGUGUUAAAGACAGCAGACAUGUAGGAUAAAGCUGUGUACCAUAAAUACAAGGUGUGCUACUAGUGUCUAAUCAAAAUAAUAAAGACUGUUUGACUGAUCCAGUAAAACAAUUUCUUGUACUGUAUUUGUUAUUUCACUAGGCUAAAUUAUACCAUUUGGUUUUAAUUUUCGUAAAAGUGCUGCUGACCAACAAUAAGCAUCUUGCAAAUUGCACAACACAUGAUUGACUUAUCUCAUAAAAAUGCGGUUAUCACAUAUUAGUUAUCACUUAUCCAACUGUUUAUUUUAAUCAAUAAAAUCAAAUUAAAUUCUUAAACGGGGGCUUAAUUUUCAGCAGGGUAGUUUGAGAUGGAGUUUGCAUGUUUUUGUCCUCGCUGGUAUUGAGGGUGUGGGCAUCUCCUGUAGUCGGCCAGUUUGCAUUGUCAGUUCACAGCUCUCUGCAGUGCUCUCCCAUACUUCUCUGCUCUGCUGGUACCACUAAUCCACUG
This is a messenger RNA of Hemibagrus wyckioides, 2943 nucleotides long. RefSeq names its product E3 ubiquitin/ISG15 ligase TRIM25-like. Gene Ontology annotation, molecular function: protein binding; zinc ion binding. NCBI's taxonomy places the organism in Eukaryota, Metazoa, Chordata, Actinopteri, Siluriformes, Bagridae. The transcript is spliced from 6 exons. The record is from RefSeq and is a predicted model, not a curated record. Bases 47 to 1741 code for a protein of 564 amino acids.